CAAGCCACGCCGCGUGUGCAAAUGCAAUAUAUCACGACCUUAAGACCAGGACAACUUUCAAUCGUUACGCCUCCAAGGAAGUCACUUUCAGACGUACGACUUUCGAUCGAUCCGCAGCCAUGGCGACCCUACAGUCUCACUUCUCUCCGAGCAAGAUCAUCUUCUAUCUUCUCUGGUGGCCGCUCCAUUGGGGCUUGUUCGCGUUUGGCUGGUACAAACAGGCAGCAGAUCCUAGACUAGCAGGCCUCAACACCCUCACGUUCUCCGUGUGGAUUUCUCGAGGUGCUGGUUUAGUCCUUUCUUUCGAUUGCUUGUUCAUCCUCCUGCCCAUGUGUCGUAACAUCAUGCGCUUUCUCCGACCAAAGUUCAAGUUCCUUCCUCUCGACGAAACGAUAUGGUUCCACAGACAGUGUGCCUAUGCGAUGCUCCUUUUCACUAUUGUCCACGUAACUGCCCACUACGUCAACUUUUUCAAUGUCGAAAAGACUCAGAUUCGACCAGUUUCGGCUAUCCAAAUUCACUACACCGAAGCUGGCGGCAUCACAGGCCACAUCAUGCUCUUGUGUAUGCUCCUGAUGUACACCACUGCACACCAUAGGAUCCGACAACAGUCUUUCGAAACCUUCUGGUAUACUCAUCACCUCUUUAUCCCUUUUUUCCUGGGCUUGUAUACCCACGCCACCGGAUGCUUCGUCCGAGAUACAGCUCAACCAUUCUCUCCCUUUGCAGGGAAAAACUUCUGGGGCCACUGCCUCGGCUACGAAGGAUGGCGAUGGGAACUCUGGGGAGGUGGCUUAUACCUCGGCGAACGUCUCUACAGAGAGAUCCGAGCAAGGCGAGACACCAAGAUCUACAAGGUCAUUCGUCAUCCGUACGACGCUAUGGAAAUUCAGUUCCAAAAGCCAAGCAUGAAAUACAAGGCCGGCCAGUGGCUCUUCAUCAACAUCCCAGCCGUUUCAAGCCAGCAGUGGCAUCCAUUCACCAUCACAUCGUGCCCAUUUGAUCCAUACAUCUCCAUCCAUGUCCGCCAAGUUGGUGACUGGACCAAAGCAGUGGGCGAUGCCCUGGGUUGUGGACCUGCGCAGGCGAAGCAAUUCGAUGGCGAGGAAAAUAACGGAAUCUACGAAAUUGCCCUGUCAGCCGGCCAGGAGAUGCCUGCCAUCCGAAUUGAUGGACCUUACGGUGCUCCUGCCGAGGAUGUCUUCGACAACGAAAUCGCCGUCCUCAUCGGUACAGGGAUUGGAGUUACCCCCUGGGCCUCUGUGCUCAAGCACAUCUACAACAUUCGAGCUGGGCCUAACCCACCCCGUCGUCUUAAGCGAGUCGAAUUCCUUUGGGUGACCCGAAGCAUCGAAUCUUUCGAGUGGUUCCAGACGCUUCUCUCAUCUCUUGAGCAGCAAUCUGCCCAAGCCGCCCAGUCUGUGGGUGGACCUGAAUUCCUUCGCAUCCACACAUACCUCACACAGAAGGUCGACCAGAACACCGCGGCCAACAUCUACCUCAACACGGUGGGCAAUGCUGUUGAUCCUCUCACUGAACUUCGUACCAAGACGCAGUACGGUCGACCAGACUUUAAACGUUUGUUUGGUGCAAUGCGGGAUGGCCUCAUGGACCAGACGUACCUAGACGUCAAAGAAGCGAGCAUCACCGCACAGAUGAAGGCUUCGGUCGGUGUGUACUUUUGCGGUCCUGGCGCGGCAGCCCGUGAGAUCAAGGACGCCUGCAAGUACACCAGCAAUGACCUUGUCAAGUUCAGAUUCUGGAAGGAACAUUUCUAA
This is a messenger RNA of Exophiala oligosperma, 1778 nucleotides long. RefSeq lists its product as uncharacterized. Gene Ontology annotation, cellular component: NADPH oxidase complex; plasma membrane. The transcript is spliced from 2 exons. Gene Ontology annotation, molecular function: superoxide-generating NAD(P)H oxidase activity. Lineage: Eukaryota; Fungi; Ascomycota; Eurotiomycetes; Chaetothyriales; Herpotrichiellaceae. Bases 120 to 1778 code for a protein of 552 amino acids. The record is from RefSeq and is a predicted model, not a curated record. Gene Ontology annotation, biological process: superoxide anion generation; defense response.